UAACAAACUCUCAUCGUUUACCUAUACUCGUGAAUUACCGUUACAGUGUAGUUACUGCGUGGUUAUUGUAAAAGUGGACAAGCGGAGACAACUUUUGAUUUAAACUGAAAUUAUAGAUCGAUACGUUGAGGACUGUACUAUCUUUGAAAUUGAAAGAAGGAUUUACGAUAGCUAUGAAUUUGAAAGUUAACCAAUAAACCUCACUGAGAUAGGAUUUUAUGAGAGUGGAGUAGAUUUACAGAGUAUACAAGCGAUAUUUUAGCGACAUUCAAUCAUUUUAUGCAAAGGGAUAUACAGCCGAUGUUUGGUGUGGUUUCUAAUUAACUUUUAUAUGUAUGUGGUCAAAGCAUUGUUAUCUGAUAUAAAUGGACUUGUAUGUUUUCGUGACUAUAUGCAAUAACACAGUGUGAAGUUUGUCCCCAAGAGAUGUAACCAGCUAGACAAAACAUUGUAACGACAAACGAAAAGUAGCGCAGACGCUUGACAAUCUUUUGUGGACUCUUAAAAAUGUACGGGUUUGUCAACCAUGCUCUCGAGCUUCUUGUCAUCAGACGAUUUGGUAAAGACAAAUGGGAAGAAGUCAAGAAGGAGGCUAACUUGGUCAUAGAAGGAAAGUUUAUUAUUCGGAACAUUUAUGAUGAUGCGGCAACGUAUAAUGUUGUUGGGGCAGCGUCAAAAGUGCUCGGAUUGCCGGCAGCGUUUCUUUUGGAAGAAUUCGGUAAAAUGUUCUUUGAUUUCUGCAAAGAAUCCGGCUACACAAAAAUCUUGAAGGUAUUAGGAGCUAAUACAAAGGAGUUUCUCCAGAACUUGGACGCUCUUCAUGAUCAUCUUGCAACAAUCUAUCCCGGCAUGCAAGCGCCCUCCUUCCGGUGUUCCAAUGAAAAUGGCGCUUUAAUUUUGCAUUACUAUUCAGAUCGUCCCGGCCUUGAAUCAAUUGUAGUCGGAAUUGUUAAAACAGUCGCCAAAAAUUUACAUAAUUCUGAAGUCGACGUUAAAAUCUGGAAAACUAAAGAAGAAUGUGAUCACGUCCAAUUUGUUAUUAUAGAAAAAGGAGCAAAAAAGGUAGUUGAUGAUAACAAUGACAAUACAUAUGUACAUAACAAAAAUCUGAAACCGAAAAUCAGUCCAGCAACUUUUUGCAGAGCAUUUCCGUUUCAUAUUUUGUUCGACAAAAACAUGAUCAUCAAACAAACUGGAUUUUCAUUGGCCAGGGUUGUUCCUAGAGUAUCAAGAGGGAACUGUAAGAUCGAUGACGUAUUUGAAAUGAUUCGUCCCCAUAUGGCAUUUGAUUUUAAUCACAUUUUGUCACAUAUUAACACUGUUUACGUGCUUCGUACCAAAGAAGAAAUAUGUAAAGCAGACGACAAUGCGAAUAAACUUGACCAUCAAGAUUCCUCGCGCAUGCGCUUGAAAGGUCAAAUGGUGUUUGUUCCGGAGUCUGACAUGUUAUUGUUUAUGUGCUCCCCGAGUGUAACCAGUCUUGAUGACCUUAGUAGGCGUGGUCUAUUCCUGAGCGACAUACCCCUUCAUGACUCCACACGAGACUUGGUGCUGCUAUCAGAGAAGUUUGAUGAGGAGUAUCGUCUGACACAGAAGCUGGAGUUUCUCACAGACAAGUUGCAGACGAUGCAUCGUGAACUCGAGGCGGAGAAGCAGAAGACAGAUAAAUUGAUGUAUUCUAUUCUGCCAGCAUCGGUUGCUAAUGAGCUCCGUCACAACAGAAGUGUCCCGGCCAGGAAGUACGAAAACGUCACAAUCAUGUUUAGUGGUAUUGUCGGCUUCUCCAAAUUCAGUACCAGCAAUUCGGACGUGCAUGGCGCUAUCAAGAUAGUUAAAUUGUUGAAUACAGUCUACACAAAGUUUGACGACAUUUUACAGAAGCACACGGAUGUGUUUAAGGUAGAAACAGUCGGAGACAAAUACAUGGCGGUAAGCGGUCUACCGGAAGAGAGUGUAACUCACGCAAAAUCGAUAGCGAGGCUAGCAUUAGAUCUGAUGGAUGUGUCAAAGGAACUGAGAGACCCGAAUAACCAUCUCAUUGAAAUUACUAUAGGGAUGCACUCGGGUGAAGUUGUUACUGGUGUAAUUGGUAAAAGAAUGCCCCGAUAUUGUCUGUUUGGAAACACUGUCAACUUAACCAGUCGGACGGAAACCACAGGAGUCGUCGGAAGAAUCAAUGUCUCGCAAUAUGCGCAUGCAUAUUUGAAAUCCGGCCCAUGUUACGAUCCCCAAUACCACUUUACAUACCGGGGUCAAGUGAAAAUGAAAGGCAAGAAGGAUCCAAUGGAUUGCUGGUUCCUAUCAAGAAAAUUGAUGCCAAGUUAAAAGCAUUCAUUAUGCAGAUCACGUGUGUGCGCGCCCAAAAUAUACGCUGGUACCUUACAUCAUGUAAAGUACCAAAACAUAGCUAAACACAAGUUACAUACUAUUAUUAUUAGCAAUUCUUGCUUCUAUCUUUUACCUGAUCAUUGUAUUUCAAAUAGAAUUGAAAGACCUUGACCUGAUGACAUUGUAUGAUGAAUUCAUUUGCCUAGUUUCGAAUUUGGAACAGUACAUUUCUAAAUGAAAUAUCAAAAUACAAAACUUUAGUUAUCAGCAUUAAAGAGUCUGGCCAGACUUCCCGGAUGUACUAGUAUGAUAGUCCAAAACUUGAAACUAUAUUUUUGCCCUCGGAUUUAAAAACAGUAAUAUUACGGUAGUGACUUUCCAUAAAAUAAAAAAAAAGAUUAAUAGUAUGAAUUCAAAGUAAACGCAAGCAGUGACCUGGGACUACCAGCAGUAACGAACUAAAUGCAGCAGACAAAAUUGUUCAUAAUUCAUUCAUGAAAUGCUGAAAAAAAAAUAUUUCCAACGUGUCGUAAAAGUAUUCUAUUCUGUUUUAUGUCCACGCGCCACGAUGCAAUCACGGAUCGUCUGCUGAUAAAGAAUAAAAAGAAAGAUAGAACUUUAAAACUUGAGUACUCUUUUUAAAAGGCUAUUUUUACUAAGGAAACGUGUUUAAAGUGUUAAAUUGUUUCACUAAUCAAAUGAUAUUAUUGCGUGUAAUUAUUUUUGUAAAUUCUAACUUUUAUGAACUGUAUAUAUUUUUACAAACGUUUGUAUUCAAAUUUGUAUAUAGAUACAUGUACUGAUUAUACAUUUGUUACAAAUUCUUUUUAACAAAUAUUUCUUUUGUGAAUAAAAUUAUUCCGAGAAAA
Messenger RNA from Ruditapes philippinarum (Manila clam), 3197 nucleotides. Its product is annotated as guanylate cyclase soluble subunit beta-1-like. The record is from RefSeq and is a predicted model, not a curated record. The coding region runs from base 508 to 2325 and encodes 605 amino acids. Gene Ontology annotation, cellular component: guanylate cyclase complex, soluble. The transcript has 10 exons. Gene Ontology annotation, biological process: response to oxygen levels; cGMP biosynthetic process. Gene Ontology annotation, molecular function: heme binding; guanylate cyclase activity. NCBI's taxonomy places the organism in Eukaryota, Metazoa, Mollusca, Bivalvia, Venerida, Veneridae.